CAAGCUGAUUCGAGUUCAUUGGUUAAUAACAAUCCAAAAGUCUAAUGUUGUCACGAGGGGUUAGGUAGGCUGCGAGGUUUGAAUAGGGAAGGCUACGGGGUAGGCUACUUGCUUCACAUUUAGUUUAGUGUUUGCAAAUAGAGAACCUUACCUUAUACACCAGUGAGGAGCAGCGGUCCUGUCAUCCGGGAAGCAAAACAACGCUUGUUCAGUGCGCUUUGCAUGUGCAAGUAAAACACGGAUACUUGUCUUUUCGAGAUAUUUCUAACACCUUUAUCUUAAAUAAAAUAUUCAAGUUCAUCUGUUCAGACCACAUUUGGAAUUUGAAAUGGAUCUACCCAUGUGCAGCAUCUUUCAAGAACUUCAGAUUGUACACGACACUGGCUACUUUUCAGCCUUACCAUCGCUGGAGGAAUAUUGGCAGCAGACAUGUUUGGAAUUGGAGAGGUAUCUACAGAGCGAGCCUUAUGUCUCAACAACAUCCGACAUCAAGUUUGAAACACAGGAGCAUGACCUCUGGAGCAAGCUGAUCCUGGCCUGCGGGGAUAAAGCGAUCGACUCUGACCCAAAGACCCCUCUGGUCAAGGAGGAGGACAAUCAAGAUAGCCAAAUCUUGGAAACGAACAGUGUAAGCUCCGAUGCCAGCAGUGACGCAUCAGACAGUUCUGAGGAGCUCUCGCCAACACACAGCUUUACCUCGAAUCCUCUCGGGUCGGUUCUGGCCGGUUCUGGACCUUUUAGCCCUUCUAUCAUUAGCACUCCGCCAUCCUCCCCUGAGGUCAGCUCGGAACCCGGCAUCUCGCAAGUGUGGACAAGCGCACACACAGAAUUGCACUUGCCGGUGAAAAUCCGAACCACUGGCAUUGGGAAGAACUCCGAAAAGACUGGGCUGGUGGUCGGAGAUGCUUCGCCAGACGGGAGGAGGCGGGUGCACAGGUGUCACUUCAACGGAUGCCGCAAGGUUUACACAAAGAGUUCCCACUUAAAAGCACACCAGCGCACACAUACAGGUGAGAAACCAUACAGGUGUUCAUGGGAGGGGUGUGAGUGGCGAUUUGCACGAAGUGAUGAGCUAACCAGACACUUCAGGAAGCACACUGGGGCCAAGCCAUUUAAAUGCAGUCACUGUGACAGGUGUUUCUCUCGGUCCGAUCAUCUGGCCCUCCACAUGAAGAGACAUCUCUGAGUGGGCCCGAGAGUAACGUUGUGAGCCGUUUAGCUGAACGAACGCAGCGAAGGGAAAUGUCGUCUCCUAACCGGCCUUCUGGUUGAACUGCCCUUGUGAGGAGCGAGCUAGGAGAGCGUGUUCCAGCCAAAGCAUGCCAUUUUGCACCUUACCCAGUGCCUCCAGGAUGGAUGGACCCCUUGUAGAAGGAAGGUGCUGUGAAGGUUGCCUGUCCAAAAACAACAGAUGACAAAAUCAUGUAUGGACAGAGGGGAAAAAGCCAAUAUAAUUGAGGGACUUGAAAGAAAAGCGAGAAUAAAAUACAAAAAAAUGAACAAAAAUGUAAUAAAUGAAUGAACUGUAUGUGUGGUUGGUGCAUGAUGUUUUUGAGAUGGAGCGGCUGUCUCCUGGACAACCGAUACACUGGUACUUCUUUACAAGAACUGUGGUCUGAGGUAAGCAUGUGUGGACUGUGAGUGUCUGACUGGGUUGACUGGCCUGUGUGCAAAGAGGGUAAAGCAAAGGCUGUUCUGGUACCAGUGUUGCUGUGGUCUGAAUGGUGUCAGGGAACAGGUUAUAAUUUUUUUUCCUUUUGUGAGUACGGUGUGUGAGAAACAGUCUAUCUGCCUGACUGUCAAGCAGAACUCGGACUUGUGAAGAUUUGGGGUUUCUUGCUGAAAGCCUUGAGGGGUUGUGGUAGGAGUGAUGACAUGAUUGUGUUUUCCCCCUUCAGUCAGCAGACCAGGCCAGGGCAAAAACCCCACAACGUGAGUCCUGUGUGAGCGGAGCUUAUUUUGGUGUUUGGUGCAGCUAAUAAAUGUGCAAUGUGUUACGUAGCUUGUUCUUCACAACAAGGCUACAGAAGCUCAUUUUUAGUCCAAUGUAUAAGCUGUGUGCUUAGAGGUAUAACACAACUAUACUAUAACUUCAUCAUAGACAGGUGUUGCAUGGUUCUAGGGUUUGUUCUAUUCCUGUUAUUCUGUAAUCAGGACUGCAAAUAGAUUCCAAUAAAAGUGCAGCUAAAUACGAACGGUUAAAUGUUACAAUAUUGUACAUAAAGCCUUGAUUUUUAUUUUAUAACUUCAGUACUUUUGCUUUCUUACUCUCUUGUUGGCUUGAGAAACCACUACUGCUUAUUUAGCAACUGAAUUAUUCAUUCAUGAUGCUAUAUGAUUUUUUUUCUUCACUCAUCUAUGCCUUGGACUAUUGAUUUUCUACCUGAUAAUGCACUGUUGAUGACCUUAAUGGUGCCUUAUACAAGUGACCUAGCCUUGUGGGUUGGUUUUCUCUUGGGGGUGG
Messenger RNA from Esox lucius (northern pike), 2464 nucleotides. It is a transcript of the gene klf6a, whose product is annotated as Kruppel-like factor 6a. The record is from RefSeq and is a predicted model, not a curated record. Gene Ontology annotation, molecular function: DNA-binding transcription factor activity, RNA polymerase II-specific; RNA polymerase II cis-regulatory region sequence-specific DNA binding. The coding region runs from base 329 to 1186 and encodes 285 amino acids. The transcript is spliced from 4 exons. Gene Ontology annotation, biological process: regulation of transcription by RNA polymerase II. NCBI's taxonomy places the organism in Eukaryota, Metazoa, Chordata, Actinopteri, Esociformes, Esocidae.